Molecule: messenger RNA, 1741 nt
Organism: Saprolegnia diclina VS20
Lineage: Eukaryota; Oomycota; Saprolegniomycetes; Saprolegniales; Saprolegniaceae
Exons: 3
Coding region: 62-1675 (537 amino acids)
Biological process (GO): photoreactive repair
Molecular function (GO): deoxyribodipyrimidine photo-lyase activity
Source: RefSeq, a predicted model, not a curated record
CCGAAGUCCACAGCUCGAUGCUUCGCUGAGGCCAGAAUCGAAUCUCUCGCGUCGCCCAAGUAUGAAGCUCGCCGACUUUGUCGUCAACGGACUCAAGCCCGACCGCCUCAAGUGGCUGCGCGGCGAGAGCACGGCCAAUGGCGGCCGUCACGUCCUCUACUACAUGCAAGCGUCGUUGCGCACGCGCUACAACUACGCCCUUCACGCCGCGAUCAAGGCCGCCAACACCCUCCAGCAGCCACUGCACGUGCUCUUCACGGUCGACACGUCCGCCGAGCGCAUGUCGGAACGUCACAUGGCCUUUCUGCUCGAGAGCCUCAAGGACGUCCACGCCUCGCUCCAGUCGCAGAAAAUUCCGUUCCAUGCGGUGCACUGCGAGCGCGCCUCGAGCAUGACGCCGGUUGAAGCCAUCGCCUUUGCGAGCGCCAACGCGUCAGUCGUCGUCACCGAUCACCCGUAUCUGCGCCACGAACGGUGCCGCACGGAAGCGUUUGUGGCUGCCGUCAAGGUGCCGGUGCUGCAGGUCGAGGCCGACGUGAUGAUCCCCGUCACCACGAUCAGCAACCAUGAAGAGCACAACAACGGCACAAUCCGACCCAAGAUCAAGAAACUCAUGCCAAACUACCUCCUUCCGCUGCCGCCAUUGCGGUACCUCAAGCCGACGGUGCCCGACACUUGGUCGCCGCCGUUGACGCCGCUCGAUCUCAGCGCGUCGGUCGAGAGCCUCUUGGCGGCAGCGCCCGACGUUGAUGUGUCUGUCCCGCGCGUGUCGACGUACCUUGGUGGCGAAACGCAAGCGCAGGCAACGCUCGACGUGUUUCUUCGGGACAAGCUAUUGGACUACGAGACCGAGCGCAACAAGCCCGAUAAGGACGCGACGAGCAACCUGAGUCCGUAUUUGCGCUACGGCAACAUCUCGCCGGUCGACGUGGCCCUCCGUGUGCUCGCCACCGAGGGCCCAGAGCCGGCGAUGACGCUGUCGCGGAACCACAUGAUCGACGAGAUGGUCGUGCGGCGCGAACUCGCCGUCAACUUUGUGUGGUACAACCGACACGACUACGACUCGCUCGCGUGUUUACCGCCUGUCGCGGCCAACACACUCGCCAAGCACGCCAGCGACAAGCGCGAUUACGUCUACUCGGCCGACCAGCUCGAGCGCGCCAAGACGCAUGACGCGUACUGGAAUGCGUGCCAGCUCGAUAUGAUGGCCACGGGCAAGAUGCAAGGCUAUUUGCGCCAGUACUGGGGCAAAAAGAUCCUCGAGUGGAGUGCGACGCCGGAAGAAGGCCAUGCGUUCGCCGUCGUCCAGAACGCCAAGUACAACCUCGACGGCUACGACCCGAACGGCUACGCCGGCGUCGCCUGGUCCUUUGGGAAGCACGAUCGGGUCUUCUCUGAGCGGCCAGUAUACGGCACGGUGCGCUACAUGGGCGCGCGCCGCCUCAAUGAUAUCUUUGACAUGCCCGCGUACAUUGCGCUCGUCAAGCAGCGCUGCGCCGACGCCAAGCUCCCGCAUGUGCUUUUGCAGUCGCCGGCCAAUGCCAAGCGGUCGAGCGCCUCGAACAAAGGACCGCGCCACGACGCGCCGCCUCCGACGCCGACUGAGCACAAGAAGCGCCGGCCUCGGUCCCGCAAGAAGAAGACGCAGACGCCGCCGUCGGGCACGGCCGCAUAAGAAUACGUAAUGUCAUCUUAUAAUGGACUUUUGUGGUCCAUUGCACUCGCGAUGAUGUACCCCGGU